GCAGCUCCAUUCGAAUUUCGAACGCCGCCGGCCGCUCCGCUCGGCUCCACCCCCCGAAUCCCUCCACGCGAAAAGGCACGCCGCGCACCAGAGCGGCGUCACGACACCACACUCCACUCUAGCCACAGCCAAGCGGCGGCCGCUCCGGCAGCGCGGCUAGCAGGAGGAGAGAGAGAGAGAGAGAGAGAGAGAGAGAUGAGGAAGGCGGCCGCGGCCUCGCGCUACGCCUCCUACGACGACUCCCCGUCGCCCUCCCCGUCCCCGCGCCGCGCCGGGCCUGCCGCCGCCGCCGCAUCGGGGACGCCGGGGCAGCAGCACGGGAGCCGCGCGCUGGUCGCGGUCAGAUCUGGCCGCGGCGACCUGCGCUGCCAGGCGCCGCAGCCCCACGGCAACCUGGGCUCCGUGCUCCGGAGGCUCAUCUCCAUGGACAAGAAGCCCAGCGCCAAGAACCUCCUCCCCGUCCCUCCCGCCGCCGCUGCCGCCCCCGCGAAGAACGGCAGCGGGGCCAAGCUGCCGGGGCUGUCGCGGAAGCUGUUCCAGAAGGCGCCGCCGGAGGCCAAGAAGAAGGCCCUCACGGAGGUCAAGAACAGCGGCAACGCCAACACGCGGACGCUCGCCAUGGUGCUGCGCAGCGAGCGGGAGCUCCUGUCGCAGAGCAAGGAGCAGGAGGACGAGAUCGCCGCGCUCCGCCUCCAGCUCGAGCAGAAGGACAGGGAGGUCGAGCGGCUCAAGGACCUGUGCCUGCGCCAGCGAGAGGAGAUCAGCACGCUCAAGGACGCAGUGCUGUUCCCGGACACGCAGCCGGACCUCCACGUCCGGGAUGAGAUUUCGACUCUCACCGGGCAGAUCCAAUGCCUUGCCGAGGAGCUCGCCCAGGUCAAGGCCGAGAAGAACACCCCAAGAUCAUGUUUUGAUGAUGAAUAUUGCUCCUCCCCAAGCACGCCCGUGCUUAACGAGGAGACCGCCUUCUCUCUGGAGUGCAGCAUCGGCGAAGCGGAGACGCCACCAAACUACGGUAGCCCUGACGAAAUGUUCGUCAAGGAUCUCAACCCUUGCCUAACCCCUUUCUCCAAGAGCAGAUCCGAGGUACCAAGGCUGUUUGUCAGCACAAUCUCCAUCCAUCUUUCCCAUAUUUCGUCCUCAAGCAGCCAAAUGCAUUAUCCUCAUCUUGAACAUGAAACUUCUUGCCAGGAGUACGAGGAAUCCUUGAGCUCUCACCGCAGCAAGGCGAGGCCGGACCCCCACCUCUCCAGCUCGCGCCGCAGGCCGGUGUCGAAGAGCUCCGACCACCACCACAAGCCCACCUCGGGCACCGGGAGCAGCAAGCGGCGAGCGCACCGGUCCGACCAGGACAAGUCCUGCCAGAACCUGUUUUAGACCGUGAGUGAGCUCGGGCGUCAGAGUUGUUGUGUAAUAACGAUGCUAGUGCUAUGUUGUGCUUGCGUGUGGUUGUUAUCUUGGUUGUCCUUUGGUUCUUGAUGGUUGAUUGCCUUCUGGAUGUAUGAACUCUGAUGGUUUGAUAUGUUUUUUCCUGGAGAGAUUCAGCCGUAAUGUUUCGCUCGUGGUUUCUGAA
This is a messenger RNA of Triticum dicoccoides, 1573 nucleotides long. RefSeq lists its product as uncharacterized. The coding region runs from base 196 to 1377 and encodes 393 amino acids. The transcript has 4 exons. The record is from RefSeq and is a predicted model, not a curated record. Lineage: Eukaryota; Viridiplantae; Streptophyta; Magnoliopsida; Poales; Poaceae.